AGCUCUUACAGCUUCAUCAUGUCUACCGACGUCUUGUCACAUUUUGGGGUUCUUGACGAUCUCAUACACAUAAUCUACCAGGGUUUUGACCGAUAUGUUGUACUAUCACGAGUAACCGAAUCUGCAUGGUCGAUUUACUUAGGCCUCAAGGGACCAGAAGGCAGGUGGUGGCGAGGCUCCUGGUCACCCAAACACAUCCUUAACAUCACCAAAGGUCAAUCAACCCCUCAAGUACUCGAAAACUUUGCUGAAAAGCUUCGGUCGACAUUUGUAAAUGGUGACCUUGCCAUCGGAGAAUGGACUGAGAAGGACUCGGAUAUCAACCUUACUUUCAGGCCAACUGCCAAACGUCCACUACACAUGGCUCUAAAAGAAUUGUCCGCAGCUGAAGCUUCAUCUCAUGCAAUCGCGGUGUUCAUUGAUAUUGCGCUACAAGCUCAGUCCCGCAAAUGCCAUCUAAACCCUCUUUUCUCGCCUCGCAACGUCCCCGUUAUUGCAGAGUCGUCCCACGCUAAUUCAGCUUCAACACUUCCGUCAAGACGUGCACCCUUGGACCUGAGUCAGGACCCUGUCUCCGCUGUCAAUCAGGCAGCUAAACGGAAAAUAAAGGCUCUCGAAGCGGAACUAGCUCGUUCAAAAGAAAGAUCGCCGCCGGGUGAUGCAAUAUCCAAACCUUCAGCCAGUUCUCGACCUCCCAAGGGCGCAUCUUUGGCCAAUCCGAAUAAAAAGGCAAGGAAGUACCAAGCUCUCGAAUUCGAAAGUGAUGAAGACUAGUCAGCUGUGUAUAUCACAUGCACCGCAAAGCAUUAAUUAGUUCACCGGCGCCUGGGCAUUGGGCAAUUGGCCAGAUCCAGCCAGUGCUGCGGUGUCACUGACAACGGGAGACGAAUAAAUUAUCUUGAGCUAUCCUGUGAUUGCUGACAUCUUCCAACUCGUUAUGUUGUGACUCAUAACGUUCACUGUGAUUCUUCAACAAAUGGCCUUGUCCCGAGCGGGUGCUUGCCAGUUUACCCUCAAUAUUUGAUUUACAUAGCAUGUUCCGUGACUUUUACCAAAUAAGACAUCCCGAAAUAGAAGCUAUAUGUAUAAGCGCCGAAAGC
Suillus bovinus is the source of this 1100-nucleotide messenger RNA. RefSeq lists its product as uncharacterized. NCBI's taxonomy places the organism in Eukaryota, Fungi, Basidiomycota, Agaricomycetes, Boletales, Suillaceae. The record is from RefSeq and is a predicted model, not a curated record. The coding region runs from base 19 to 774 and encodes 251 amino acids. The transcript is spliced from 6 exons.